Messenger RNA from Phoenix dactylifera (date palm), 851 nucleotides. NCBI's taxonomy places the organism in Eukaryota, Viridiplantae, Streptophyta, Magnoliopsida, Arecales, Arecaceae. The record is from RefSeq and is a predicted model, not a curated record.
AAAAGUGAGUAUUUAACUUGUCUCUUUGGGUCUUGCUGGUUUCCAUGUCUACUUACUAAUGCAUUGCUUGGUGGUGUCCAGAUCAUCAAAUUGGGUUUGAUGACACAAGAUGAAUACGAUGAAGUAAGCAGCAAAGCCUUGAGCUUAUUUGCAUAUGGACAGCAAGUGGCAUUGGAGAAUGGCCUGCUAUUAGUUGAUACGAAGUAUGAAUUUGGAAAAGGAGCUGAUGGGACGAUUAUGUUGAUUGAUGAGGUGCAUACACCUGAUUCCAGUAGAUAUUGGAUUGCUAACUCUUAUGAGGAGCGGUUUAAUGCUGGGCUUGAACCUGAAAAUGUUGAUAAGGAAUUCUUGAGAUUGUGGUUUAAGGACCAUUGCAAUCCAUAUGAAGAUGAGGUGCUGCCAGAGGCUCCUGAAGAACUUGUUUGCGAACUUGCAUGGCGAUACAUCUUCCUCUUUGAAACAAUUACAAACUCAAACUUCGAGUUGCCGCAAGCAGAGGAGCCAAUACAUGACAGGAUUUCCAGGAAUGUUUCACAGGCAUUAUCAUGUAUAUGAUUACUGAUUAUACCCUGAAGGGACAUGGAGGAUAAUGACCAAUAAUGCAUUAUGGAAAAUCUAAAUAUUAGAUAAUUUUUGCCUCUAAGUGAUUAUAAUGUAGACAAUAAACUUUUUUAAGCUCCAUGUAAUUUUCAUUUGAGGUCAAUAAAACUUGCCGAAUAUGUGAUUGUAACUUAUUCAUUUUGUGUGUGAUUUACAGUUAGAUAUUUUUUAAGUUACAUAUUUUUCAUAUGAGGUCAACAAACUUCAGAUUAUUCAAUUAUGACUUAUUUAAUUAGUUGAUGCUUCAAAUA